Molecule: messenger RNA, 1937 nt
Organism: Trematosphaeria pertusa
Lineage: Eukaryota; Fungi; Ascomycota; Dothideomycetes; Pleosporales; Trematosphaeriaceae
Product: alpha/beta-hydrolase
Exons: 3
Coding region: 108-1775 (555 amino acids)
Source: RefSeq, a predicted model, not a curated record
GCAGCAUAUAAAGAGAUGAACACGACUGCUCAAUAUGAGACUCAUCACCACGCAUUCGAAUCCUUUCGCUACGCAAACUGCUGGAAAUUCUCGAUUCCUCAUUAAGAAUGGUUCAUCGCUACUCCGCUCUAGCAGGCCUGCUGGCUACCGCAGCUGCAACACCACUUUCCAUCCGGAAUGACGCCAACCAGACCAUGGUACGCAGCUUCAAGGAUAUCCCCCCAUCUACGGAUCUCAAAUACGUUCCCUGCUUCGACAACUUCACCUGCGCAAACAUCGAAGUGCCCCUGGAUUACGAUAACCCCGACGUCGGCACCACCAAUGUCGCCUUCAUGAGAUAUGACGCUCCCAACCAGCCCGCCAUGGGCGACAUUAUCUGGAACCCAGGAGGCCCUGGAGACUCGGCUAUUGAAUUUAUGCUGGAGGCCCUGGAGAUGCUCACGUUCCUCCUCGGCGACUCGUACAACAUCGUCGGCAUGGAUCCGAGAGGCGUAAACAACAGCGGUCCGAACAUUGACUGCUUUGCUGGGCAGCCCGCGCUACGCGACUACUACCUCUUAGAGUUGUUCAACAACAUCGAUCCGCGGAGUCCGAUAUUGCUCGAAAAGUACUAUCAAGACUCUGGCGCCUUUGGAACGUGGUGCUCUCAGACUCUCAAUGCAUCUGCAAACUACGCUAAUACGCCAGCCACUGCGACGGACAUGCUGCACUAUGCCGAGCUACUGGCAGAGAGUCAAGGCCAGUCGCCUGAGGAAGCGAAAGUCCACUAUUACGGCGCGUCGUACGGAUCAGCUCUCGGGACGACUUUCGCAUCGUUGUACCCUGACCGUGUCGGGCGCUUCAUUAUCGACGCCGUGCUCGACGUUGAGGACUACUAUUUCGGCAACUGGUCUCAGAACUUGUUACAAGCGGACAAAGCUGUCGAAUCUUUCUUCCGCUUCUGCUACGAGGCCGGACCCAAGUGUGCGUUCUUUCGCAACGAUUCCAGCGCCGAUUCCAUCAAGCAGCGCUUUGACGCCAUGCUCGAAGACCUGGAGGACAACCCAAUCGCGGUCACGGACGUCAACUUUGUGCAAUUCCCUACCACUGUCACGCAUAUUGACUUCCGUGGCUUCCUUUUAAUAUCCCUGUAUAAUCCCCCUGCGCUUUUCCCCUCAUUGGCUGGCAUAGCUGCCGGCCUUGAAAACCACAACGGCACCCUCCUGGCAUUAGCGACUGGAAAUGGGGUCAUGCCAUCAGCGGAGUGUGAUGGCACCAGUCCGGAAGUUAGCUCCGUCCAACCGAAGUUGCUGAUUGCUUGCAAUGACAACAACAAGCGCUUCACGGUUACCGAGGAGAACGUCACUGCACUUUUCGAGUAUGACAAGCAGCUCAGCACUUAUGUUGGCGACAUCUGGCCCGCCGUCAUUGUACCGCAGUGCCGCAACCUGGACUUCGCUCCUCCUGAGAACCAGGUCUUCCAGAAAUUCGAGAAAGUGAAUACAAGCACUCCCAUCCUCUUCACAGAUAACGUCAUCGACCCCGUCACCUCGAGCUACGAAAAGAUGUCCGCGUUCUAUGAGGGCUCCGUGAUCCUUUUACAGGAUGCAGUUGGUCACGGUCUAGUGGUCACCCAGGCGGAAUGCACCGCCGGAUAUGUGCAAAAAUACUUGCAAACCGGGGAGCUUCCUCCACCAGGAACAGUGUGCGAUACGCAAUUCGAGCCUUUCGCGUCCACUACUUCAGCGAAGAAGCGCGGCCUUGCACCACGUGGUAUUCCCAAUAUUCCGUUCUAAUCACAAGUCGGAAUGAGCCUGUGGUUGCAGCGUGUACAUAGCCCGGCCGCUGGCGAGUUUGCGAGACCAGCGUUUGGUCUGCGUAUCGAGCAGGUAGGAUACCUUUAGACAUCUGUAUUAUAAGAAAAUCGCUCUUCUUUACCCUCCGUCAUUCUUCUGUGC